Messenger RNA from Erigeron canadensis, 1166 nucleotides. RefSeq lists its product as uncharacterized. The record is from RefSeq and is a predicted model, not a curated record. NCBI's taxonomy places the organism in Eukaryota, Viridiplantae, Streptophyta, Magnoliopsida, Asterales, Asteraceae. The coding region runs from base 94 to 882 and encodes 262 amino acids. The transcript has 7 exons.
CAAAGUAUCGAAUUUCCACCUUUGCCUUGUCCCUUUUCCCCUAUACACAAACACCGCCUUUCAUUCUCCUUUUUCAUUUUCAUUGCAGAGAUAAUGAACAGGGCAACAACAAAAAUACCCCUAAUUAACUUAAAUAAUAAUUACAAUUACAUUAAUAUUAAAUCCCUUUUAUUUCAUUCAACUCCUGUUCUUAAUCGUAGAAGACGUACCCAUUGGGAAUCUCCUGGAAGCUUUUACAGGAGUUCUUCAAGGAGACCCAACUUCAAUGGAAGACGACAAAGAAAGUUUUAUGCUAAACAAGAAAUGCUGAAGAACGCUAAUGCGUUUGCAGAAAACCUUUUCCAUGGCUGGCGUGAUUAUGAUGACUUUGAUCCAUCUUCAAGCUCGUGGUAUAGAGGUGAUCCUGGAAGAUCCAAUGGGACCCGAGGCAACAAUAAGGGAGCCCAGGCUAGGGCCCGCAAAAAGGGAUUCCAGUUCUAUGAAGAUGUUGAAGAAGUUGAGACGAUAUUCCGCUCUUCUUUUGGUGGAAAUGGGUUCUACUUUUGGUCUUUUAUAAAUGAUGAACCGCGGAGCUCAUCAGGCUAUUCUAAUAAUAAGCGUACCUCAUGGAAUUGGAGACACCGGUUUGAAUCAGAUGAUGAAGACUCAUCUUCAUCUGAGUCAGACAGGGUUGAAACUGAUACAAGUAAAGAUAGGAUUGCCCUUGGUUUGAGUGGUUCUGGUCCUUUAAGCCUUGAAGCUGUUAAAAAUGCAUACCGAGCUUGUGCGCUUAAAUGGCAUCCAGAUCGUCACACGGGUUCUUCCAAGGCUAUUGCCGAGGAGAAGUUUAAGGUCUGCAGUGCUGCAUAUCAAUCUUUAUGUGACAAAUUGGCGCUGAAUUAAGAAUCUUGCUCUAUUGACCAGUGGACUUAAGUCCCUGUGGGGGAGGAUCAUCUGAUUUAGUUGAUGUAGUUUGUUCUUUUUAGGAUCACCAAUACACAGAAGACACUUAAAAAGUUAACAUGGUUAUGGUGGACAUGAGGUGCAUUGGCUUCUGCUAGAUAUUUUAGAUUUUGUUGGUGUACAAGUUAUAAAUUCCUCUAUAAACCAUUUUUCAUGGUUUCUUGUGUUCUAAUACCCCACAGUUGAGAUUGGUACAUAUAAUAAAUUGGAUAUUAUUGAAUUUA